Messenger RNA from Clonostachys byssicola, 2178 nucleotides. The record is from the annotation of a GenBank genome assembly. NCBI's taxonomy places the organism in Eukaryota, Fungi, Ascomycota, Sordariomycetes, Hypocreales, Bionectriaceae.
AUGUCGUGCGAAGCCACCACCUCUACACAGCAGACUAAUCGCGAAAAUGUAACCAAGGACUCUACUAAAGCUAGUUACGGCUUCUCUUAUGGAAACGAGAAGCCAUACAACUGUCUCUAUUGCUCCUUGACCUCUUCUCGCAAGGAUGUAAUCGUCCGCCACACGAAAAACUUCCACCACGGGCUCGCCAACAGAAAGUCUUCUGGUUUCCGGGGCAGGCGUCGCACCAGUUCCCAUCCUGGGGCGUCUGGGCCGAGGGCGCGCAAGAACAACCCCUCACAAGCUUCACCAGCUUCGACGACCGCUCGAGGAGAAGACGACCGCCAUUCCGAGGGAGCCGAGAACGCAAUUCAGGAAAACGAACAAUCCCCGACAGAUCACGAUAGGGGCGGAUCCCAGAGUAGCCAAACGAACUCGCUCGACGACGCCUUGCCCUCUCACCCCGAAAUAUUCCCUGCCUAUUUGCCAGGGAGCCCUCUAGCAUUCAAUCCUGCAUUUAUGGAUCCCGAGCUCGUCAAUCCAAAUCUUUCAGAAAUGUUCGACCUCGACGCCCUCCUGGCACAGGGGUUUCUCAACGACAUGCCAGCUGGUAAUCUCCCGGAGCUUCCCAUCUCGGGACUGCAACCGCCCAAACCCAGCGUGCCACCCUCUGGCCAUGUCCAUAGUAAGCCUGCUGGACAUCAUUUCGUAGCAGACGAUAAUAACUGCGAGAAUGCGAGGGCCAAUCUCACCAAAUAUCCGGCCCACGUACUCGCUUCUCUCCGAUUCCCCUCCAAAUACGCCGUAAAACGCUUCGUCAAAGCUUUUUUCGAGCACUUCGCGGCGCAUAUACCCAUUGUACAUGAACCGACAUUUGAUAUUGCCACCACACCUUCACCCCUUCUGUUCGCAAUCAUGGCCUGCGGCGCUGUUUAUCUCGGCGAAUCCUCCACGUCUAUUUCUAUGCAUGCCGUCGCUGUGCAAUUAAUUUUCGAGCACGAGCAGAUGGGCGCAUUCAAAAAGGUCGACCUCGAGACUCUCGUGUGGAUGCUGCAGACAUAUUUGCUGCUCGGAUACUUUGAGAUACAUUGCGGUUCAGAGGCAAAAUCGGGACACGCAUUCCUCCACUGCGUCAAGCUUACCCGAGAAGCCAUCAAGGAGGUUCAGACCUGUUCGGUUACAUCGUAUAAGGACUGGGUUCGCCGUGAGAGCAUCAAUAGGUGCAUCUCAACCACAAUCUUGAUAGGAGCCUCGUUAUGUUCAAAAGAACAGGAAGCAUGGCUUGCAUGGCCCAUUGUUGAAGCCAAAUUCGCCCUCCCGUCCAGCACUGCAGACUGGCAACAACCCGAGUCUGGUUUCGAGAUCCCGACACAGGUACUUUACAGCGACGAGGCAUUGGACGCCAUUGUGAAUGGCCAAACACCUUCUCAAUCUAUGAGUGAAUUUGGCCUCAUCACCGUCGUGUCCACACUUCUCUACCGGAUCUGUUCCUUCGAGCUGCUCACAAGCUCACAACACGGGGAAUUAUAUACCUCGUAUGCCGAGAAAAUGGGUCUGUCGCUGGAUGUGCUUGACAGGAUUCUCAAGAGGCGCAUGGGCCAACAAGACGCUGGGCUGGCUCCAGACUCUACCGUCCACUGCGCAAAGUCAAUGCUUGACUCGGCUUUCUAUCAUCUCUACGCCAGUAUUCCGCUAUCUGCAAUGAAAAAAUUACUGUGGUCUUCCGCCACUUUACAGGACGCCGAGAUCCUACGCAUCUCAAGCGAGGCGAGCUCACCUGAUCUCUUGAAAGCAUUCGUCCGUGCGGCAGAAGGACUCAGAUAUGACUGCCGUUUGGGAUUAUCAUAUCUCGGCAAAAUGGCGCCAAUCAAAUUCGGUCCAGAAGAUGCGGUUGGUGCCUACGAGGGCGGUCUCCUCCUGUCCUGGUACCUUCAAUUUGCGCAGAACCGCUUGCCACACGUUGGGUCACGCGACACGCUCAAUGCCCUGCUAAGCGACAGUUUUGCAGAAGUCUCUGACCUGCGAUCUGAGGUUCACGACAGGCUUUCGGCUUUGCCACUCGCUGUAUCGGUGACCUUACUCUCAGACGACUCAGUGUGGAAGUGGCCUUCUUUCGUGUCGGAAAGGUUAAAGCUACUGAUCAAAAAGCUCGAGGAAUCAGACACUACCAUACACGUCGCAACAGCCUAUGAUCCAUAG